This is a messenger RNA of Colletotrichum truncatum, 1464 nucleotides long. Its product is annotated as major facilitator superfamily transporter. Gene Ontology annotation, biological process: transmembrane transport. Gene Ontology annotation, molecular function: transmembrane transporter activity. The record is from RefSeq and is a predicted model, not a curated record. Lineage: Eukaryota; Fungi; Ascomycota; Sordariomycetes; Glomerellales; Glomerellaceae. Gene Ontology annotation, cellular component: membrane.
AUGUCGACCUCGAACGACAAGCAGGGCGAAAACAGCCUCAGUCAUUCAACGAGCGACCUUGACAGAACAGUGACGAUGACCUCCGAAGAGUUCUCCCCAGAAGAGCAAAAGAGAAUCAUGAGACGGGUUGAUAUUAGAGUCGUAGCUACUGUCGGGCUUUUGUACUGCUUUUCCGUUAUCGAUCGUUCAAAUCUACCCUCUGCUGCUGUCGCUGGAAUGACAGAGGAUUUGAAGCUCACUGGUAACAGAUAUUCAAUCGUGAGCCUUGUCUUUUUCACAACGUACACCACAUUUCAGCCAUUAUCGAUUGUUCUUGCCCGAACCAUUGGGCCGAGAGCCUACUUCACGGGAAUCACAAUGCUUUGUGGAGGUAUAGUCAUUGCUAUGGGCUUUCUCAACCAUUGGGGUCAGUUGGUCGCGCUGAGAGUCAUACUGGGUGCACUGGAUUCCGGGUUCUUCCCCACAUGUGUUUACCUUCUCAGUACUUGGUACACCCGCUAUGAAGUUGGCAAAAGAUAUUCGGCCUUUUACAUAGUGGUGUGCCUCGCCACUGCAUUUUCCGGGAUUUUGGCCUUCGGACUUACGCAACUAGGCGGGAAGGGUGGCCUCACUGGCUGGUCUUGGAUCUUCCUGAUGGAAGGUGUCAUCACUUGCAUUCUUGGCGUUCUAGGUUAUUUUCUUCUGGUUGGAUUUCCCGAUGCUCAGAAAAAAACAUGGGCGUUUCUCUCUCAAAAGGAAACGGCGUGGGUCGUUUCGCGUGUUCAGGCAGAUCGAGGUGAUGCGAAGUUACCGGCUUUCAGUGUCAAGAAGUUCAUCCGGGGUGGUGCCGACGUCAAGGUCUGGGCUAUGGCUUUGAUAUACUUCAACCAAGCGGUUGUUAACUUUGGCUUAUCUUUCUUCCUCCCAAUCAUUCUCAAAGAGAACAUGGGUUUCAGCACAGGCAAAGCCCAGAUUUUGAUUGCUCCGCCCUAUCUCUUUGCAGCAAUUAUUAUGUACAUUUCCGGCUGGCUUGGAGAUUACUACAUGAUGCGAGGCCCUAUCAUUAUUGGUGACAUGGUUGUCGCUAUUGUUGGCACCGUGUUGAUUGGUUUUCAUGGCGACGUGGCUGUGCGCUACGUUGGAGUUUUUCUCAUCACUGCUGGGUCAUUUUCGUCCAUACCAGUAGUAAUGGCAUACCAAGCAAAUAACAUUCGCGGGCAGUGGAAGCGAGCUUUCUCAAGUGGCUUGACUGUCGCUUUUGGUGGUAUUGGAGGAAUUGCGGGCUCGAUGGUUUUCAGAAGCCAAGACAAGCCACGAUACCUUCCGGGUCUUAGCACUUGCUUAGGAUGCGCAGUUUUGAACAUUAUUGUAGUUCUUGCCCUAAGUGCGUACUUCUACUACUGGAAUUGCCGGGCCGACCGUGGUGAGGUUGAGUUGGAAGCCUCGGAAGAGACCGAUGCUUCUGAUUUCCGAUACACCUUUUAA